Messenger RNA from Lampris incognitus (smalleye Pacific opah), 1444 nucleotides. RefSeq names its product matrix metallopeptidase 13b (gene mmp13b). Gene Ontology annotation, biological process: extracellular matrix organization; collagen catabolic process; proteolysis. Gene Ontology annotation, cellular component: extracellular matrix. The coding region runs from base 39 to 1424 and encodes 461 amino acids. The transcript is spliced from 11 exons. Lineage: Eukaryota; Metazoa; Chordata; Actinopteri; Lampriformes; Lampridae. The record is from RefSeq and is a predicted model, not a curated record. Gene Ontology annotation, molecular function: metalloendopeptidase activity; zinc ion binding.
CUCGACCCCAGUGACUAGCUGGAUGAAACAGAGACAACAUGGCAAUGAUAGUCUUGCUGCUCCUGGUGAUGGCUUCUCACUCCAUCGGUAUGCCUCUACCUUCCGAGGACACAGACAAUUGGUUAUUAGCUGAGAGAUAUCUGCGCCGCCUCUAUGACCUUCCAGCUGGUCUUCUUGGGAAUCAGAAGUCUUCAGAUGCCAUGCGGACGAAGAUAAAGGAGAUGCAGAAUUUUUUCAAACUUAAGGUGACGGGGAAUCUAGACGACAACACUUUGGAGCUGAUGAAAUUGGCCAGGUGUGGUGUCCCAGAUGUUGGGGAAUACAACCUCUUCCCCAGAAACCUCAAAUGGAAAAAUACCAAUCUGACAUUCAGGAUAGUAAAUUAUACGCCUGAUCUGAAGAAGGCUGAUGUAGACAGAGCCGUCCGCAAUGCAUUUAAUGUAUGGGCGGCUGUCACUCCUCUGACCUUCAAGAAAAUCCAUAAGGGCAACGCUGACAUUAUGAUAAGUUUUGGCAGAAAAGAGCAUGGAGACCACAACCCUUUCGAUGGGCCUAACGGACUUCUGGCCCAUGCCUAUCCGCCUGGCAAGGACAUUGGUGGAGACACACACUUUGAUGAGGACGAACUCUGGUCCAAAGAUUCAACAUCUUAUAAUCUCUUUCUAGUGGCGAGCCAUGAAUUCGGUCACGCCCUUGGCUUGGCCCAUUCCUCAGACCCAGGUGCCCUCAUGUACCCAAUCUACUCUUAUGCCAGAGGUUACCCAUUGGCUGAAGAUGACAUUGAAGGCAUUCAAGCUCUCUAUGGCCCAAACCCCGAGCACAGGAAAGUGAAGCCAAAGCCUGAUGCACCAGAAAAAUGUGACCCCAUGUUGAGUUUUGAUGCUGUCACAGAGCUCCGAGGGGAAACCAUUAUUUUCAAAGACAGAUUCUACUGGCGUCUUCACCCCCAGAUGGUGGAGCCUGAGCAGACACUGAUCAAAUCCACAUGGCCCUCCAUCCCCAAUAAAGUGGACGCCGCUUACGAGAAUCCAGAAAAGGACCUGGUCUUCAUAUUUAGUGGCAUCCGUAUGUGGGCUCUGAAUGGAUAUAACCUCGUGGAGGGCUACCCAAAGUAUAUCCACAAACUCGGCCUUCCCAAAUCCAUAAGGAAAGUUGAUGCUGCAGUGCACAUCAGAGACACAGGGAAAACGCUGCUCUUUACUGAGGAGGAUUAUUGGAGCUAUGAUGAAAAGACUGGCACAAUGGAUGAUGGCUACCCAAGAUCCAUCGAAACAGAUUUUCCUGGUAUGAAAGAUGAGGUGGACGCAGCCGCUUAUCACUACGGAUACUUGUAUUUCUUCCAUGAACAUUUGCAGUUUGAGUACAGCUACACCUCCAAGAAGGUCAUACGUAUUCUGAGAACAAACUCCAUUCUUAACUGCUAAUAAAAGUGGUCUGAAACUGG